Messenger RNA from Acanthaster planci (crown-of-thorns starfish), 3385 nucleotides. RefSeq lists its product as uncharacterized. Lineage: Eukaryota; Metazoa; Echinodermata; Asteroidea; Valvatida; Acanthasteridae. The record is from RefSeq and is a predicted model, not a curated record.
CUUAGUAAAGCUGACUGGCUAAGCUACGGGUCUUCACGACGGUAAAUGCCUAUACGGGAAGCCGGCCAAUUCGCACACUUUAGCUGACCGAGCCUGGUUCAUCUCUUCAGACACUGAAAAAAAGCCGACAUCUACACAUUAACCGGCUUCAACGCGAACGUCUGUGACGAUGCCGAAUAUAGCUUCUCUUCACCACGGUCCAUACCGAUGAACUGAUCAAGCAUCCGUGGAAAUCUAAUGAGGCCAUGUGAAGUUACAUUCGAACUUAAGAUGCAAGGUGCGGAUUCUUCUUUGAAGUUGGACUGGUGAUGAAAGUUGAUGGUUCCGUUAUUUUGCAAGGAUCACGCCGAUCUGGCAGCCAAUUCCGGCGAGUGUUAAUGGAGUAGAGUGCCGUGUCCGCUGUCAUGAGUGCCCGGCCGGCACGACCUGUGGUGCAGGUGAGGCACCGCUACCUGGCCGGGGACAAGCCGCAGUUUCUCAUCGAAAAUGCUUCCAAAAGACCCGAGGCUAGAGUAGGGGGAACAUCCACGGAACCCAGACGCGCGCCGAAGAAAAAGGACGUGAAGCUGACGGUGAGCAGGAGUGCCGACGUCCACACCGCGCGACGUGGACCGGGCUCGGCUGAGAAUCGCUUACUGGGGAAAAUACGAGGGGAACUUUCCUCCAAAAGGAACAUUUCAGGAGCAAAUCCGACACCGAUAAUCAUCGGUGAUCUAUGGAAACCAAUGCAAACCCGGCACUCAACAACUCAGGAAAAGGUUGAUUUUACUAAUAACGCAACCGCUGGAAGCCACAGCCAGCGGGUUCUGGCUUACGACUGUUAUAACACUAGACGAGAAGCUAAGAAAUUGCUCCACAACUCCCAGUCUGGCAUUAACCAGCUCCUGAGAAAUCAGAGAGAGAGAGUGAGUGGUUCCAGGUACCACGCACAAAGCGCCGGGCCCUCAACCACUCGCACGCGCAACCACAGGAUCGGGGAGGUCGCUGGAUACCAGAUCUUCGGCGGGGAACUGCCGAGGACGAGCGUGUACAAUUUGAAUGAGCGCAUCGUGUCGUCUGUCUCGGACUUGUCCAGUGUGUCCUUCGGCUCAGUUGAGCUCGACGCGACAGAUAAUGGUAUCGCUGCGGGCUUGGAACGCUUGUCUGGAUCAAAGGAUUGGAUCCAAGAUGUUCCCAAAAAUGAGGAUCAGUCUUUUCCUUGUGUUGUCGAAGACGGGGACCCUGUUUUGUCGGGCAAAAUGUUGUCGAAUAACCCUACUCCGUCAUCAGGUGCAAUCACUGCGCGUAAUAUUGAGAGGAUCGAACAUAAAGUGAACUUGAAGAAGACUGGAAGUGAAGGUAAAAAUGGGUCUGUGCCAUUUAGUCGUUUGCCUGUCGACAACACAAGUCGACAACGCACAGUGGGUAACACUGUCGAAUCAGGUCUUGUGGCUGGUGACACAUUUCGGUUCUACGCUCCCUCAGAGGGCCAGGUGAUGAGAAAUGGAGCCUUGCCGAAAUCGAUGGAUGAAAGCAGAAUCGUAGGUCGGGAGAACGGUACUAAGGAGUUACCGGACUGCUCGAUGUGCCCCAUGUGCCGAGCUGAGGCCGCUCUGCAGGCGGCAGGCUUAGAGGAAGUCACCCUGGGAAACUCGGAGAAACUUGGUGAAGGAGAAUUGGGUUUCCUGAGUGCUCCUCGCGUGGAGUCGAACAUUUUUCAUCGCGUCGGCGAAGAAUCGCUUCAAGAAAGUGAGGUACCAGUUUUAGAUUUGGUUGCAAAGGAGACAACUGAUCAGACCUUGGAGCGAAGAAGUCGCUCCAGUAUACAACUGUUUUCUGAAGUUCCCCGACCCCCGUCAUUCGUUGAACACAACAUGAUUGAUUCUUACGGCAAAAACGGCAUUUCAGCCAGACAACCUCACACUGGCUUGAAAACUGUUAAUCAGCGUAGUGUCGCUCAAGCAGUGAUGUUAGAUGUUGAUUUAAAAGCAAAACACAAGAGUGCUGAAACUGCAGGUGCCCGAAGUCCGAAAAGAGAUUUGGACCCGAGACCUGGGAAUGGCGCCAUUGUUGUGAUGGGGAACAGGCUAGCUCGAGGGGAUAGGUUUGAGCAACACCGCCCCAGCCCUCCUAAUGUUACCAAGUGGCAGCACGUGGACGUGGCCCUGCCUUCCCGCCAGACUAGCCCCCGUGGCACCGUGACAGGGACUGGGAAAGGGGGGACACCUGACCUGUCGCCGAAUACCAGGUAUCCACCGGCUUCGUCGGCGAUGGACCACCGGAUUCCGCUCAUCAUUUGGAAAAAACUGCAACAACUAGAGAGUCCACCGCAACAUGACAACAGAAAGACGGACCACGGGUACGGUUCCCAAUUGGCGGUGCCUGUCGGCUCUUACGGGAGCCGCUCAGCACGUUUUGCCCCUCGCCAAGUGCGAGGCGGUCUCGGUGAGGAAUUUACCCCGAGGUCGUCAUCUACCACAUCCUCGAUAGUCGUUCACAUCCCAACAGCUGGCGUGACGUCCGACGACAUCGACUGCCCACCUAAUAGCCCUACAGCAGAUUGACAGGAGUGAAGAUGUAUGAACUGUGACUACCGUAACUGCAGCCUAAGUGGAGAAAAUAUUCGUAACCCUUUUCACUGAGGCAAUUACUGAACGUCAGCACUUGUAACAUCCUGACUGUGACGUCCUAACUUGCCAUUAUGCUGUGAUAUACACGUACACAAACUACAAACCUUCUUCACACCAUUUUUUUCCCAAAGAAGCAAGAACUCAAUGUCCAUGCUAAAAACUGGUCCACAACAAUAUUUGUUUUCCGUCAUAAUGAUAAGACACAAGUAAAUGUGCAUAAAAUAAAUGGAUACGAUGCACUGUUUUGACCGCAUGUAAAGAAUUAGAUCAAUUCGUAAUUUUUCUUGUUUUAUUUUAAGGACAGAGAACAUUGGUUUCCCGCAUCCAGACCGAUUCAGAACUGAAGAAUGCACAUUUUGGCAGGGUUGGUGUUAGUCACAUGUACAUCUUGAGUAAUGUUAACCAAACCACAGCGAUUUUGUUUGUUUCCGUUACGGCUUCUUUACUUUUUAAUGUCUAUGCAAGUCCGACUAAAUUUUGAGCAAGGUUUUUGCAUAAAAGAGAUUUUUAUGGCAAAGUCUCGAAGGGUAACAUUAGUAAUGUCAUACAAUCGAUACCGUGUUAUUAUUAUUAUUAUGUGAAUUAUUGUAACCCUUUCCAGGGUUAUGGGAUUUGCUCCUGUUAUGGAAUAAAACAUCACAAAGCAUUACUCGAAGGGUCAAAGUGAAGAAAAUCUUCUUUAAACGCAUGUUUUUGUGCACUUUUACACUCCUCUUUACUCCUCCUAUACGUAGGCCUAUAACACUGUGAUAUCCCUCUUACUUUGGUUGAGUGUA